This is a messenger RNA of Gigantopelta aegis, 6057 nucleotides long. Its product is annotated as protein maph-9-like. Lineage: Eukaryota; Metazoa; Mollusca; Gastropoda; Neomphalida; Peltospiridae. Bases 132 to 2600 code for a protein of 822 amino acids. Gene Ontology annotation, molecular function: microtubule binding. Gene Ontology annotation, cellular component: astral microtubule. Gene Ontology annotation, biological process: regulation of mitotic cytokinesis; mitotic cytokinesis; mitotic spindle assembly. The transcript is spliced from 12 exons. The record is from RefSeq and is a predicted model, not a curated record.
UUACCUGCCAAGUUACGCGUAAACAUGGUUGUUGAGGUGCUAUACUUUCUAAUUUAAUUAAUUAUCGAUGCCCUGAUCUAAAACUAUGGCCAUUAGCUUGUAAAGAUCAUACAGCAUAGUCUAGACUGAAGAUGUACCGACAAUCUUACGAUGAGGUUGAUACUCCUAUACGGCCUAGAAGACCGUCAGAUCAGUCCAGUGAUCUUUACCAGACUCGCAAGCAAAAAACACCCGAUAUAUUCCAAAAUGAAUUGGCAGAUAAGUUGAAAGCCAGGAAGAAACUUGGCCUCACAGCUGAUUUGACAAGUGAAGAUAGUGACGAUGAAGUUGGAAAUUUAGAUUCACACACACAGUUUGGCAUGAAACGCCCCCAGUCUGCUACCAAACGACCUGACCGGUCACCUGAAUGGCAUCCGAAUCAUGGAGACACGUUACCACGUGGUGGCGAUUCGUCGUACUCGAGCCACCGUCAGUCUCACUAUGAGGACGACGAGGAUCGCGAGGUAGCCAGUGCGACGAUGAGUGGAGGCGGCGGCUUCCCGACACUCGGAGGAUCCGGCCUGCAGCUACCCGGUGCUAAAAAGCCAUCGCCAAGAGACCAGCUUGAUUCCGGUCUACACGGACGAAAGACGCCGACCGGCAGGCACACACCGGGCACCGAAUCGGGUGGGCUGACUAACGAGGAGAAGAUAUUUGGGAGGAAGACACCCACAGAGGAACAAAAGAGCAAAGGAUCUUUCUUCAAGAGAAAAAGUCCAGCAACCUCAGUAACAGAAUCAAUGGCAGGUGGUGAUGGUUAUGAAAACAGGCAAUGGCAGCCGCCUUCAUUCAACAAGUCGGCGACAGACCAGCGAGAUUUACACAACAGAACACCAUCACCAGCUGGAUCUAGAGGCAGGAAGACCCCAUCAUCACUGGAUCCAAUAUCGGAGUCGGCCACACCGCGGGAUGUUCGAGGUGACGUCCAGGCUCGGCCUCGACUCCGAAGACAAGGCAGCACCAGCAGUGACAAAAUGUCGCCCAGAACACUCUCUGUUGAAAGUUCCCCGCGGUCGGACAAACCAACACCGCGGCCUCGACUCUCUGGUGAGAAGGAGGCUCCCAAAGGCAGAACCAGUCCACUGGUGGAUAUAUUUGGUAAACCAAGACGAAUGAUGGACGAAGAGGAACCGGAACUAGAAUCGGAAGUAAAACCCAAACCAAGAAGACGUGGUUCUUCAGAAAUGAGUAAGACAGCUCCAUCGGGACGCAAGACACCGACAGGAGUUAAAACAACGGCAGGCCAUGGAACUCGAACAUUUUCAAAAACUCUCGGCAGGUCCACUCCAAAUGGGAGGAAAAGUCCUUUGGAAGAAAAACCGAAAGCAGAAAAACCCCUGAAGAAGCAGGAGUCGUUGCUGAGUUUCCUGACAGGAGAGACGGAGCCUACAGAAGCUGAGAGAACCUCAAAGAUGAGGCGAUCUUCGAGAGAAGAUCUGUCAAGAGAACACUCAAAAGAUAACUUGAAAAGAGAACGCUCGAGAGAAAACUUGACGCGGGAUCGCUCAAGAGAAAGGUUGACAAGACAACGUUCACAAGACUCAUUGGGCGAUUCAGCGCCAAUGAUCUCACUGAAGCAGUCGAAACCUGCAGCAGAUGACAGCUCGGUCUGUGAAGAGUUGAGCUACGAUCCUCAGUCGAAAACCAGAAAAGCACAGACCGAUAGUACAAUAAGUAAGUUGCAGCGGUCUGACCGCAAGAAAGCCGACGAAGCAAUCUGCGAAGUGGCUGAUGCUCAGAUGUCGUUCAUUGAUCCAGCUGGGAAAGGAAGGCAAAAGUCUGCUACAAAGGACCGAAAGACUCCAAAACACAGACCCCAGCCCCGCUACCCUACACUGCCUGGCCAGUCGACGGAGCAGCCGCCACAGAACUUCGAAGACACGGUGGCCAUCAGACAAGCCAUUUAUGACCAGUGGUACAGGGACAGAAUGAAAGAAUCUAAGAAGAAAGCACUCGAGCAGAAGAAGAAGGAGAAAGAGGAGGAAGAGAAAAAGAAGAAGGAGCUGGAAGAGAAGGAAGAGAAUCGAAAACUUGCAUUUACAGCUUGGUCAGAGAAAAAGCAUGAAACACUGAAGGAGGUAGCGCGAAAGAAGAAGGAGGAAGAGAGAAAAAAAGAAGAGAAAGAAAAAGAGGAGAGAGAGGCAAAAGAAAAGGAUAAGGAUAAGACAUUUACUAUUUGGAAAGAAAGGAAAGAUGAUUUGAUAAAAGAAAAGGAAAAAGUCAAAAUCAGACAGAAAAAGGAAGAAGAAAGGGAAAAACAACGAAAGCAAAGAGAGAAAGAGGCAAAAAAUAGCUCAGCAUUCACGUCCUGGAAAAGCAAGAAAGAGAUCUACUUACUUGAAAAAGCCCACGAAGAAAAGCGUUUGGAAAAGACAAAGAAAUACGAAAAAACUGCAAAAGAGCUGAAGGAAGAAGAAGCGAUAAGAAAAUACAAUGAAUGGCUGAAAUUGAAGGAGAAUAGGGAGAAUGAGGAGCGAUACAAAAGAACACGUCUGGAGAGUGAAAUGGAGGAGCGCCCAGCAUGGAGUCCACCUAACAGAACUGUACCGUUCGGACGGUGAACUUACUGUGAACAAAUAUUUCAACAUAGGAUGUACCAUUUAGAUGAUUAAUUCAGGAUUAUCUACCAUUGGGUCGGUGAACAUAUUGUGAAAACAUUUUAUAAAAUAUGAUAUACAUAUACCAUCCGAUGGUGACGUUAUUAAGAAAUAUUAUAAAAUGUGAUGUAACCUUUGAACAAGGAAAUUGUUAUGAGGAAAUACUUUUAACAUAUGAUGUACCAUUUAGAUGAUGAAUUCAAAAAUAUGAUGUAGCAUUUGGACAGUGAAAUUAUAGUGAAGAAAUAUUUAAAAUAUAUAUAUAUAAUGUAUCAUUUGGACAGUGGGGUUAUUGUGAAGAAAUAUAAAAUAUGUUAUAUAUCAUUCAUAUGUAUACUCUCAUACACUACCAGAGAUUUGUAACUAUAGUCCGUCCCACAGGGAACGUCUUUUUCAUACUAUAGAACUUACUAUAAGUUAUUUAUGUCUGAGCCGAUUGUUUUGUAAAUUGCACACAAAAAUAGUAUAUUUGUUAUUUGCAACUGAAAUUAUUUACAACAAACAUGUUUAUAGAAUGAUGGGACAGACUAUAGGAUACAUCAACUGUGAAGCGGUGCACUGCAUUUUAUAAGCUUGUUCCUAAGUUAUUAAUCAUAUGUAAAAAAAAGUACAGGGUAUCUAGCAUAAUAUAUAGCAUGUUUUAUUAGGUUGAUGGUAAGCUGGAGAUUGAAGUAAAGAUGCAGUAACAAACAAUGGCAUAUACAUAUACAGAACCUUACAUACAUUGUUUUCGCUUCGCCUUAAUAUCAACACAUUUAAUCAACAGUGCUGUAAAUAUUGUUAUGACAUUUUUGUUUAAUUUCAAAUAAGAGUGCUUGGCUGUACUUAUCUCCGAUUAAUUGGUCAUUCAGGAUGAUGACAAUAUGUCAAACAUUCAUUAUCUCACCUGACCUAAAGGGACAUGUGAAUCUGUCAACUUUUCACACUUUCGUCUUCUUCUCAAGUUCCACCUUGCAGAUUUCAUUGAAUCUUAGUAGAAAUGAUCCUUCCAUGUAAUAGACCCAUGUUUUGUUAUAUUUUGGACCAUAUCAAAAUCCAGUCGACUUCUUUUCAAGUUCUACUGGGGAGAUUUUAACCAAACUUGGUCCAAAUGAUCCUCUUACGACCCUGACCUGCCAAGAGUAACUGUUACUUUUCAGGCCAAUUCAAAAUCCAAGAUGACUGCCCUGGUCUCUGAUUUUCUGAAAAAUUUUCAGCAUGGCCCACAUGAUCCUGUCAUGGCUCUGACCAAGAGUUGCUAUUUUUGGGGACAAUUCGAAAGCCAAGAUGGCCACCCUGGUCUUUAAUUGCUGAGAUAUUUUCAGCUUCUCAAAUUCUACUGAGCAGAUUUUAACAAAAGUUAGUACGAAUGAUCCGCUCUAGGCACUUACCAAGUGUUAUGAAUAUGAAACUAGCAGACACUUUUGUCUACAUUUUCCCGCGACAACUAUACUGAUGUCCGAAAGAAACUAUACCAAGAAAAAAUUAUUUUAUUUUCUUUAUAAUUUGUACAAUGGAAAUAAAAGGGUGAUUAAAUAUCUUUCUGCUUUAUGGAACAAUAUUUUGUUCCCAGCAUGCCAAAACACCUCUCUUGUCAAUAUAUAGGUUUUGAACAUGCAACAUGUUUAGUUGUUUCUUCAGUAGUCUCUCAGAGAAUUGGUAUCGUUUCUUUUGGACAUCAGUAUAUAUGAAUAGCUCAGUAUUGCACUGUAAAAGUAGGUUUAGCAUCUGAGUAGGGGUUUAACACAUACACCCCCACCCCCACCCUCAGGCUACACCCCUGGCUGUCACCAAAUGACCAUCUGUGAUAAAUCAUUGCUAUGGUUCACUUUUCAGAGGCAUAGCUAGUUGAAUACCAUGUGAGCCUACAAUGGGUUUAUGAUGUAGCGCUAACAUAGCUUCGAAAAUACAGGCCCUUAUUACUGAUGGCCUACAGUAAGGAUUAAUAGGUCUGAAUAAAAAAUAUGCUAUUAACCAGGCUCUGCUUGAAGUUAUGAAAAUACUGCCAAUAUAUAUAAAUGUGUUAACCUGGUUGUUAGAUGUUGAGUUAACCACUGAUUUUCUACAAGCGUACAACAUUGCUUUAUAUUUCUACCAGAUUUUAUCGUUUGUUUGUCACAAGUGCCUGUAAAUGUUUGUAUUGGUCAGCUGUUUGUAAUAAUUGAUUUGAAAGUCGUAUUACGAGAAACAAUACAAAAUACCUUUUACGUUGAUCUCACCACUACUUAAUAACUUAUAAAACAUGUUAUGGUGGUAAUAUAUACUUUGAUUAUAGAUUUUAAAAAUAUUAGCAGCUUUUUAAUUGUAAUAAUUAUAUUGUUUAUAUUAUGAUAUUUUAAUUUGUAAUAUUUUUAUAUUUGUUGGUAAUGACAGCAUAUUAAUUGUUUAUCUGAUGAAACAAAAAUUAUAUAUACAUGUAUAUAUUGAAGUGUAUUUUUAAAUAGUCAAAUGUGAAAGUAACUGCAGCAUGUUUGUAGUAGAUGUUAAUAUUUCCUUCUUAUUUUAGCUAGAACAGUGGUAUCUAGAUUUGUAUAGUACAGUAAUAGCUGUUUUGUGUCUACUGUGAUAAAAGUGUCCUGUUUUGUGAAUCUGUGUAUGGUGCUUUGUUAUCCAACAUCUUGUUCAUCUGAACUUUAUUUAACUUUACCAUCUUUUCUUUCAUGUUUCAUUGUUAUUUAUAACUCAUUCAUCUUUUUUAUUUCGGUAUUCUUAAAAUGGUAGUUUGUUAAUUCUUUAGUAAAUGGUAGUUUAUUCAUUCUUAGCAUUUGUAUUAAAUUUGCAUUAAAAUCAGACAUUUUGUCAGUAAAUUGUAAAAGGAAACCUCGAAGUAGGCUUUAGUUUAAUGAUAUUAGUUAUUUCCAUGCCUGUAUUUGAAGAAGGUUCAAGCAUGCUGUUCUGGUCAUAUAGCUUAGCAGCAUAUAGCACUGGUCUUUUAUAUGCACUUCCCAGACAGGACAGCUCUUACCAUGGCCUUUAAUAUACCAGUCACAACAGAAUUGGUAAUGCUAGAUUGUGACAUGAAGUUUGUUUCAAAGUAAAAAAUGUUGUGAUGUUUAUUUUAAUUAAUAUCAUCACUGGUCUUGGUACAUGGCUGUUGGAUUGCCUGGUUUGACUCCGAGUGUUAUAAACAAGGUUCAUGGAUAAUAAGACAUAUCUGUGGGAUGCUUACACUGGAAUUGGAUAGACACAUGGAAAUCGGUUAAAAUGAGUAGUAAGAAAGCUACGUGAAUAAAUGGUUGAUCCAGCCAGUAGCAUUAAAACUAUUAUGCAGACUUAUAUAGAACCUGAAUGUCCAUGUCCAUUCUGUUAGUGAAUUAUGAUAUGUAUUGAAACAUUUUGUGUAGAAUUAAUAUAACUCCAUUCCGUCCGUGUCCAUUGUCUUGGUGGAUUCAUUUCUGUCUCAAGGCAUUAUUUACUUGAGAAAUAAAUUCUGUUGACAGUU